AUGAAUUUUUUCAAGUUAGAAUUUAUUGCUGUAUAUGUUGUCGUGGCAAACCUCUUGAGUUCCGUCAAAUGCUGGGACUCGGAGGAAUUAGAAUUAUUCGAUUUAGUUGAAGAAGUGAAUACAAAUUUUUAUACGCUUUUGGGCGUUGUUCAAAAUUCCGAUUCUAAAACCAUACGGCACGCAUUUAGAAAUCUCUCACUAAAACUUCAUCCUGACAAAAAUGAUGCACCCGAUGCCGAUAUUAAAUUCAGACAACUUGUUGCUGUACACGAAGUUUUGAGGGAUCCUGUUAAAAGGAAAAGAUAUGAUGAAGUAUUGGAAAACGGUUUGCCAGAUUGGAGGCAUCCCGUUUAUUACUACAGGAGAGUCCGAAAAAUGGGAUUGGCAGAAAUGCUGAUAAUAGUCUUUACUAUUGUUACAAUCGGACAAUACAUAGUGUCGUGGGCAGCUUAUUUAGAAAAAAAAUACAUCGUUGAAGAAUUUGUGAGUGCUGAAAAAAAAAGACUGCAAAAAAAACAAAAAAAAGGAAAAUUAGAAGGAAAUUUACCUGAUAUGACAAUAGCAAUUCCCAAACCUAGCUUAUUAAAUACUUUGCCUUUUCAAAUACCCAAAUUACUGUGGGUGUUUUUCACCUGCAUACCACUCAGCAUUAAAUUAUUAACAUCAUAUUUUAUUCAAAAUAAAAAAAUUGAAGUUUAUGAAGAACAAGAAGAAAGUGAUGAAUCUGAACCAGAAGUAUUAAGCAAAGGUCCCAGAAGAAGAAGAAAUUUUAUGAUUCCCCAAGUAAACAAUGAAUCCAAAUUAAAUGGAGAUUGCCUGAAUGAAAUGUCUGGAAAAUCGGAUGAAAUUAAACAAGAGACUCAAAGUUAUCCUAUUAAGGGUGGUUUAUGGACUGACGAUGAUUUAUCUGAUUUGAUUAAAUAUGUUAAUAAAUAUCCUCCUGGAAUGAAUAAAAGAUGGGAAAAAAUUGCAGAAGUCAUGAAUAGAAGCGUUGGAGAGGUGACUUUUAUGGCUAAAAAAGUAAAAGAAAAUAUGAUAACCAAAAAUGAUGCAGUCGAAGAAAUAAAUGACGAGUCGAAAAAAAUUAAAACAAAGGGAGGAAAAUUUGCCGGUUUGGAAGAUGUUAAAAAGAAAGAAUGGGAUCAAGUCCAACAAAAAGCAUUAGAAGAAGCUUUAUUAAAAUUUCCUAAACAGUGUAGCGAAAGAUGGGAAAAAAUAGCAAAAUUUGUGCCUGGAAAAACCAAAGAAGAAUGUAUUUUGAGAUAUAAACAACUCCAUGAAAUAAUCAGAAAGAAAAAAGAAACAGAGGUUCAACAAAAUUUUACCUAG
Molecule: messenger RNA, 1329 nt
Organism: Pediculus humanus corporis (human body louse)
Lineage: Eukaryota; Metazoa; Arthropoda; Insecta; Psocodea; Pediculidae
Exons: 3
Coding region: 1-1329 (442 amino acids)
Cellular component (GO): endomembrane system
Source: RefSeq, a predicted model, not a curated record